CAAAAAGAUAAGUACUCUUUAAUUUUCAUAUUAUUUAUUUUUAUUUAAAUUAAUUUUUUGUCGGGCGAGCAUCACACUAUCACGCACUUAUGAUCAAAUACCUAGUAGAGUGUGGCUUGAGACCCAUCACUAGGAUUUAAAGCCCUGACUCCUCAGGCACAAAGCCCUGUCUCCUCAGGCACAAAGCCCCGACCAAGUCGGGCAUGAAGACAAAACCCCGACCAAGUCGGGUAUGAAGACCGGUCUUAGUCAUUCUUCGAGUGGCGACCGUUGCUUACGAAUGGCUCACACAUCCAUUCUACUAAGUAUUUUAUCAUUACAUAAACAAUUCACAUCUCCACUUGUUUCAAGUGACGAACUCCCGAUCGGGAACAUAAAUCCCAAGAAAAUUUUUUAUAUGUAUGAUAAAUGUGUAGGUACGAAGAUGACUUUACUCAUUUUCACCUCGUCUCCACUCGCCUCAAAGAGUGGGGACUGGGGGACUGAGGGGUCAGAGUUUCUAGAUGAGCAGAAAACAUCACGCAAGAGCAGGAACGAGAGCUGAGUCAGUUGAAGAGGAGCUGAGUUAGAUUGAUUAUGCCGGAGGGGAUUUACCUUCCUUGUUUCAUGUUGGGGGCGCUAGGUGUACUCUUUUUCCCUUUAUUAGGAUUUUUUCCCACUGGGUUUUUCCUAGUAAAGGUUUUUAACGAGGCACCUCCCCAUAAUGGACAAGGGUGGUGGUCCCCCGGCCGAAGAGGAAGAACGUUGCAGAUACAGUUUGGACUACUCCCUUUCGCCUCGAGUACUCUCGACUCAGGGAGUGGGGGACUCCUGAUGGAUUAUAUGGACUCCGACCCCCCGGUAUGCCGACUACUGGGUCCGGACAGCGGCCUACACACGUUUAGCGGAUAUCAUUAAUAUUAUUGUACAUUAUUAUUAUUAUUAUUCAGAUGUUCUAAAUUAGCUUUUUAUACUAUCAGUCCAUUUAUGUAACCGGGUCUGUCAGGCCCAUAUUAGAGGCCCAGACCCGGAUUUUCCCUAUAU
Molecule: messenger RNA, 1023 nt
Organism: Cuscuta epithymum
Lineage: Eukaryota; Viridiplantae; Streptophyta; Magnoliopsida; Solanales; Convolvulaceae
Source: the annotation of a GenBank genome assembly